Messenger RNA from Phragmites australis (common reed), 854 nucleotides. RefSeq lists its product as uncharacterized. The coding region runs from base 12 to 449 and encodes 145 amino acids. NCBI's taxonomy places the organism in Eukaryota, Viridiplantae, Streptophyta, Magnoliopsida, Poales, Poaceae. The record is from RefSeq and is a predicted model, not a curated record. The transcript is spliced from 2 exons.
GCAAGAAGAAGAUGGAGGUGGAGACGAUGCUGGAGGACGACGUCUUCUUCGCCGAGCUCAGCAAGCGGAUAUCGCUGCUCAUCACCGACGACGACGAGACCGACUUCGCCGCCGCCGCGCAGUUCAUCCCCGCCGCCACGCCCAUCCCGGGAUUCGCGUCGCUCGCCCAUGUGUCGCGGCAGCAGGGCGCGUCGUCGAUGCUGGCGGCGCCACCGGCCUACACGUUGUUCCACCACGCCGCCAGCUACGGCGGCGGCGACACCGCCAGGGCGUGGCAGCAGCAGCAGCAGGGCGGCAACAAGGGCACCGGCGUGUUCAUCCCCCGGUCCACGCCGGGGUCCGCGCACAACAAGAAGAGAGGCAAGAACAAGGGCGGCUCCAACGCCGCCACGAACAAGGCCGGGAGCGGCGCCCUAGCAGCCGGCGCGCCCGGCAAGAAACGGGCUUGAUCGUGGGGUAUCUCCUCAUGAAUUCAAAACGGAAAAAAGGAAAAAAGAAGCACAACUAACUCCAGAUGCAGUGCAACGCAACGCAGUGCUUAAUUGUCAGUGGAAUCAGUGGGAUUAAUUAGUCUGUUCAAUUAAUUAGUCAAUUAUGUACUAUUCUGAUAUGGUAAUUGGUAAAUAACCAUUGUUACUCCCCAGGGUCAAAUGUAUAAUCUGAGCCCUAGGGGAGGAAUAUGGGGGGCACCACCGCACAAAAAUAAAAAAGCUGUAUGUACAGUAAGCUAGUGACUGGUGUGCAUGAGGUGGUGCCGUGGCUUUUCUUGGCUCGAUUUGUUCAUUAUUCCUUGUAUUUCUUUCUUCCCCCAUUUUUGUAAGAUGAAGAAAUGAAUUGGAUUGGUGUACUAGUAA